Molecule: messenger RNA, 1562 nt
Organism: Setaria italica (foxtail millet)
Lineage: Eukaryota; Viridiplantae; Streptophyta; Magnoliopsida; Poales; Poaceae
Product: putrescine hydroxycinnamoyltransferase 1
Exons: 1
Coding region: 134-1429 (431 amino acids)
Molecular function (GO): acyltransferase activity, transferring groups other than amino-acyl groups
Source: RefSeq, a predicted model, not a curated record
UCUCACGGAAUGCUCAGGUGUCGCCCUAUAUAAGAGCGCGAGGCGACGUGUGUCCCCUGUCCGUGCGUGUGUGAGAGAGAUACCUAGCAGCAUAGGGCCAUUAGUUAGCAGCCAAGGUAGAGCGACAGGAAAGAUGGUGGUGAUGCGUUCCGACGUGCAGGUGGUGGAGAGCAGCCUCGUAACCCCGAGCGAGGCCACGCCGAGGCAGCAGCUCUGGCUCUCCCCCCUCGACGUCCUGCUGGUCAACAGGGGCCACACCCCGGCCGUCUACUUCUACCACCCCGCCGCCGAUGCAGCGGCGGCGAAGGACUUCUUCGACGUAGCGCGGCUCAAGGAGUCCUUGGCCAGGGCCUUGGUGGACUUCUACCCGCUCGCCGGUCGCCUCACCGUCGACGCCGGCGGCCGGUUCGUCAUCGACUGCAACGCCGAGGGCGCGCUCCUCGCCGUCGCCCGCUCCGACCUCACCGUCGCCGACUUCGCCGACGUCGUCCCGUCGCCGGAGCUCAAGGACCUCUUCGUCCCCCGCGUCGACCCGCCGUCGUCCGUCAUGCUCGCCGUGCAGGUCACCUUCCUCGGGUGCGGCGGGGUGGCCUUCGGGACCGCGCUGCACCACGCCGUCGCCGACGCCACCAGCGCGUUCCGCUUCUUCCGCGCGUGGGCCGCAUUGUGCAGAGGCGGCGGCGCCAUGGUGGAGAUGGAGAUGGAACCCCCCUGCCACGACCGUACCCUCCUCCGUGCGCGGUCGCCACCGUUCGUGAACCCGGACGCCUUCGCCGUGUUCUGCCCGAAGCUAACCCUGACCCAGCGUUCGGGCCCCGUCGCCAGCAAGGUCUUCGACAUCUCCAAGGACCAUGUCGCCGCCCUGAAGCAGGCCUGCGGCGGCGUCAGCACCUUUUGCGCGCUGAGCGCCCACGUGUGGCGGUGCGUGUGCGUCGCGAGGGGCCUGCCGGCGGACGCCACCACACGCCUCACCCUCCCGGCCAACGUCCGCCGCCGGAUCAAGCCACCGGUUCCCGACAGUUACUUCGGAAACGCGCUCAUCUGGGUGGGGACGUCCGGCGUCGUGCGCGACGUCACCUCGGAGGCGCUGGCCGACACCGCCGGCCGGAUCAGGGGCUCCGUCCGCCGGAUGGACGACGACGUGGUGCGCUCGGCCAUCGACUACUUCGAGCUGGCGGAGAACAACGGGAAGCCCAUCCCCGGCGACAUGCCGGAGACGGAGCUGAGGGUGAUCAGCUGGCUCGGCAUGCCGGUGUACGACGCGGACUACGGGUGGGGGAAGCCGCAGAUGAUGGUGCGCGCCGAGUCGGAGCGCUCGGGGUUCGUGUACCUCAUCAACGACGGCGCCGGCGUGCAGGUGGUGGUGUGCGCGGAGGCCGCGAGGCUCAAGGAGUUCGAGAAGCUGCUGUAUGCGAACAUGCGGCCAUGAAGUUGGAGCACUUCUUUUGUUGAACAUAAGGGAAGUGCUAGCGCCCGGACAUCCGAUAAUUUUGUUUUAUCGGAUGUUUUGUCACAACAUCGAAAAAUAACUAUCAAAACUUUAAAAAUUAACACUUGCAAUA